ACCGCAUCGCUCCUUGUACCGAGUCAUUCAUUCGCAGUCGGCGUGACUGAAUUGUCCAUAAUGGCUGGCCCAAGCAAAUCACUUGUCCUCGAUCCUGCCUUGCAGAAAUACUACGAACUCAACGCAAACCGGUACAAAUACUUCCGCUGGACACCACGAAAUGCGUGGUUGACUCUCUUGUACGCCGGCAUUAUCCCGGGAAUUAUCGGAUACGUGGCAAUCAAGACGGAAGGAAAAUACGAAUUCCGUGGGAAGCGAAGGGGAGACACGCUUGCUGAAUAUUAAAGGUUCAGAUAUGCUUGUCUUGUGAGGUGGAGCUGAAGAAGAAUUUUAGACAUGGGGGUAUCAGGCAGGUUAUUCUGUGAGAUGCGAUGUGCGUUUGACAAGAAAGGCCAACCCAUGCAUACAACUGCGAUAUGAACGAACAUGUUGAAAGUUGGCUAUAUUCCGCUAUCGUCAGAUAGCUCCGCUUACCUCGAUUUCUUGAAAUCGCGGAGUUUUGUGUAUAUACUAUACUAGCGAGGAUUAUUUCAUUUAUUUGUUCCAAUACUUUACA
Molecule: messenger RNA, 556 nt
Organism: Talaromyces proteolyticus
Lineage: Eukaryota; Fungi; Ascomycota; Eurotiomycetes; Eurotiales; Trichocomaceae
Exons: 4
Coding region: 61-285 (74 amino acids)
Cellular component (GO): mitochondrion
Source: RefSeq, a predicted model, not a curated record